Fundulus heteroclitus (mummichog) is the source of this 2198-nucleotide messenger RNA. Its product is annotated as paired box protein Pax-6. Lineage: Eukaryota; Metazoa; Chordata; Actinopteri; Cyprinodontiformes; Fundulidae. Bases 182 to 1489 code for a protein of 435 amino acids. The record is from RefSeq and is a predicted model, not a curated record. Gene Ontology annotation, biological process: regulation of transcription by RNA polymerase II; anatomical structure development. Gene Ontology annotation, molecular function: DNA-binding transcription factor activity, RNA polymerase II-specific; RNA polymerase II cis-regulatory region sequence-specific DNA binding. The transcript has 11 exons.
CCAGCUGGGAGACUGGCGUUGCAUCCAUGAUGCAAAACAGUAAAUGUGUGUGAAUGGAUGUCUGUGCCAGUGAUGGCCCUAUGACGAACUAUCCAGGGCAUACUCAGUUUUUCACCUGUAGACUGCUGGGACGCUCUCCUGCUCCUCUAUAACCCUGAAUGGAAUCAAACAGGCAGAGAAAAUGGUGGCAUGCAUGCAAACAGCUAAAGGCAUUUCAGCGUCACCAGUCAAUCUAACACUUAUAUCUUUGGAGGGUCACAGUGGAGUAAACCAGCUUGGAGGUGUAUUUGUAAAUGGAAGACCUUUACCCGAUUCUACCAGACAGAAGAUAGUGGAGCUUGCUCACAGUGGGGCUCGGCCAUGUGACAUAUCCAGAAUACUACAGGUGUCUAAUGGCUGUGUGAGUAAGAUCCUGGGUCGGUAUUAUGAGACAGGCUCAAUCCGUCCUCGGGCCAUAGGAGGGAGUAAACCCAGGGUGGCAACUCCCGAGGUGGUGGGGAAGAUCGCUCAGUACAAGAGAGAGUGUCCAUCCAUUUUUGCCUGGGAGAUUAGAGACCGACUACUGGCAGAGGGAGUCUGCACCAAUGACAAUAUACCCAGUGUUUCCUCAAUAAAUCGAGUGCUCAGGAACUUGGCCACUGACAAACAUCAAAUGGGCACCGGGGCAGCUGAAGGAAUGUUUGACAAACUCAAGAUGCUUACUGUACAGGGCACCUGGGGAGGACGCUCAGGGUGGUAUGCUGGAGCUACGAUCCUGAACACGGACAUCCCUCAGACAGACGGAGGGGAGAACAACAUAUCAAUCAGUUCCAAUGGUGACGAUUCAGAGGAGACUCAGAUGAGGCUUCAGCUGAAAAGGAAGCUACAGAGGAACCGAACAUCUUUUACACAGGACCAGAUAGAAGCAUUGGAGAAAGAAUUUGAAAGGACUCACUAUCCAGAUGUAUUUGCUCGUGAACGACUUGCCAAUAAAAUCGAUCUUCCAGAAGCAAGAAUACAGGUUUGGUUUUCAAACAGACGUGCAAAGUGGAGGAGAGAGGAGAAGUUAAGAAAUCAACGUCGGCAGGUGUUGAAUUCCUCCAGCCAUAUUCCCAUCAACAGCAGUUUUAGCAGCAGUGCUUACUCAUCUCCAUCUCAGCCUUCUGCACCAGUGUCUUUUUCUUCAGGAUCCAUAAUGGGAAGAUCGGAUCCAGUCCUGUCCAAUAGCUAUGGCCUGCCUGCAAUGCCAAGCUUUAGCAUGGCUGCCAGCCUGCCCAUGCAAGCAUCAAACCAGACCUCUUAUUCCUGCAUGCUGCCAAACAGCCCCACUGUAAAUGGCCGCAGUUAUCAGACAUAUACCCCUCCACAUAUGCAGCCACACAUCACCAGCCAGUCGGUGACGUCCUCUUCAACAUCUUCAACAGGUCUGAUUUCUCCUGGCAUUUCAGUUCCAGUUCAAGUUCCUGGAAGUGAAGUUGAAAUGUCACAGUACUGGCCACGCCUGCAGUGACAUCAUGGCUCCCUGUUGUGACUUCAUGAACAGGACUCUGGGAAUCCUCGGUGGGAGAGCUGCCCAAUACUGCUUGAAUGCCAGCGCAAAGCUGAUUCCGCUGAGGACAGGCUGAAGCUAGGCAAAGCCGAAAAGACAAACUUUUCUUUUUUUCUUGUGAGGAAAUCCUCUGAAUCUGAAUACUUUGAAAAACUUGAAGACUUUGGAUACUAAUAUACAGCAGAAUAUGUUUUGUUAAAACUGGUUUAUGGUUUGUGUCUUGUUUUGACCCUUUGGUAACAGCAAGUGUAGGAAGGAAAUAAAAUGCUUUCAAUGUACAUGGACAUUCCAUUGACAAACAUUUUAUCUUUGAUGCCAUUUUAUAAUAUUUACAUACUGCUGCAUUUGUGGUGAGUGGUUUUACCUGGACAAAAAGACCUGAAUGAAACUGGAAAUGCACUGUAUGCUGUGUUUUGCUCCAAAAAAUUUUAAAAGCCACAACCUCAGACAUGUACAGGAUUUUAAAAUAAACAUUCUUGUGAUAUAAGUUUGGUAUUGUAAACCAUGACAUAUUUGUAAACAAGCAUGGCUCAGAAUCUGAACUAAAACACUGAUUUGAUUCCAAAGCUUCACUGUCCAAAAUAUGUAAUCUAGUUUUCAAUUUCAAUUGUGAAAGUGUUUGUCUACAAUGUUCUGGGAGGGUUUCCAUAAUAAAGCUGAAACUAUUACA